Messenger RNA from Ornithodoros turicata, 697 nucleotides. RefSeq names its product sialin-like. The record is from RefSeq and is a predicted model, not a curated record. The transcript has 5 exons. Gene Ontology annotation, biological process: monoatomic anion transport. Gene Ontology annotation, cellular component: membrane. Gene Ontology annotation, molecular function: transmembrane transporter activity. Bases 38 to 697 code for a protein of 219 amino acids. Lineage: Eukaryota; Metazoa; Arthropoda; Arachnida; Ixodida; Argasidae.
UCCCGCCUGGCUGGUAUGCCUCGCCGUUGUUACUACCAUGGUUGAAAUGAGACUGGCGAAAUAUAAUUACCUCAUGUACCUCGGGGAAGCAUCGAGCUUCCCCAGAUUGCCAUUGGUGUUGGUGCUAGGAGCGGUGGUUGUCACUAGCGGCGUGGCCAGUGACUUCCUCAGAGACAAGGGACAUCUGUCAACGGCCACCUUGAGGAAGGUCUUCUGCUCUGGAGCGUUGCUGUUACACGGAGGAACGGUCAUGCUACUGGGCUUGAAGCAUAGCAUCUGGUUGAGUCAUCUUUCUACGGCUGCACUGGGUGUCUUCGUCCUAGGAGUUGAGUGCAAUCACAUUGACUUGGCGCCCCAGCACGCUCCAGUCCUGAAGUCUAUCUCGUCUACGCUACAGUGGCUUGUCAUCGGCCUUCUCAGCAUGUUCUUCUUGAGUGACGAUACAAACAUCAUGAGCCAUCGCGUCGCUCACGUGAUCCUUCCAGUGUGCCAGAUGGGAGCAGCCAUGCUCUAUCUUCUGUACGGCGAAGGAGAGCGACAGGAUUGGGACCUUCCAGUAGUGCCACUGGACAUGCACACCACGCCUGCCAAGGACAUUGAAACUGCUCAUUCUGAUGCUCGCUCGGAGAUAUCGGAUCCUCUGCCCUGCUGUUCACAAGAAAACAUCGCAGACAUCGAGCGAGAACGUCAUAAAUAA